AUGUUGCGGUUUCUGAAGUCUCGCCUGCCAUGUUCCUGGCAGCGAGGCAUCUCUUCUUCGCAUGUCCUUACAAACCGAACCUACUUCAAGUCAUGGCCUGGGCGAUGGUCACAUACAUGUUCACCUAAGCGCCAAGCAAGUUCAGCGCCAGGCUCGGGCGUAUGGGGAAGGCUGCUGGCGCAUAGUAGCAUCGGUCCUGUUCUACAAGGAUAUGCGAAAAUCCAGGCCCAGCGACCGUAUACCACGCAAAUAUGCACAUCAAUAGUCAUUUGGCUGUGCGGCGAUCUGAGUGCGCAGUUGUUUCCGUCCGAGCCAAUUGAUGGAAACCUCGACAAAAGUCAAGAUCUACAGAGAUGGGACCCUUGGCGGACAGCAAGACAUCUGACUGUCGGGAUAAUGGCCAGCGUUCCCUCCUAUGAAUGGUUCAUGUUUCUACACCGCAGAUUCAAUUUCGCUUCUAGUACUGCGUCGCUCGCUACUAAAGUACUUGUUCAACAAGCAGUAUAUACACCUGUUUUUAACACCUACUUCUUCACUAUGCAGUCGCUUCUAUCAGGGGCAUCGGUUGAACAAACCCUCACGCGCUUACAACUCGCCCUCCCAGCAAGUAUUGUGAAUGGCUGGAAGGUGUGGUCGGGCGUGGCUAUCGUUAGCUUUAUGUACAUACCGCCUCAAUUCCGAAGUGUGUUUUCCGGAUGCGUUGCAGUGGCAUGGCAGAGCUAUCUGAGCUGGACGAAUCGGAAUAUUGAGAGGAAAGUCCCUAGAAGGACUGGAGAGACACACGGUGGGGACACCAGACUUUGA
Molecule: messenger RNA, 804 nt
Organism: Penicillium subrubescens
Lineage: Eukaryota; Fungi; Ascomycota; Eurotiomycetes; Eurotiales; Aspergillaceae
Product: Mpv17/PMP22 family protein
Exons: 2
Coding region: 1-804 (267 amino acids)
Cellular component (GO): cytoplasm; membrane; mitochondrion
Source: RefSeq, a predicted model, not a curated record